This is a messenger RNA of Bufo bufo (common toad), 1760 nucleotides long. RefSeq names its product RIO kinase 2 (gene RIOK2). Lineage: Eukaryota; Metazoa; Chordata; Amphibia; Anura; Bufonidae. Gene Ontology annotation, cellular component: cytosol; nucleus; preribosome, small subunit precursor. The record is from RefSeq and is a predicted model, not a curated record. The transcript has 10 exons. Gene Ontology annotation, biological process: protein phosphorylation; maturation of SSU-rRNA. The coding region runs from base 37 to 1668 and encodes 543 amino acids. Gene Ontology annotation, molecular function: protein serine/threonine kinase activity; ATP binding.
GAACGCACGUGCGUUCCAAAUUGCCAGGCGGUCAACAUGGGGAAGCUGAAUGUGGUGCUGCUCCGGUACUUGUCCAGAGAUGACUUCAGAGUGCUUACCGCGGUUGAAAUGGGCAUGAGGAACCAUGAGAUUGUGCCGGCCAGUUUAAUUGCCUCAAUAGCCAGUCUGAAACAUGGCGGCUGCAACAAAAUCUUGCGAGAGCUUGUAAAGCAUAAACUUGUUGCAUAUGAACGUACAAAGACUGUUCAGGGCUACCGGCUAAUUUACGGUGGAUAUGACUACCUGGCGCUAAAGACUCUUUCAUCUCGAGACGUCGUCACUUCAGUUGGUAACCAGAUGGGUGUUGGUAAAGAGUCAGAUAUCUACAUUGUUGCAAAUGAAGAGGAGAAACAGAUGGCAUUAAAACUUCACCGACUGGGAAGAACAUCUUUUCGUAACCUUAAAAACAAGCGCGACUAUCACAAGCACAGAUGCAAGAUGUCAUGGCUCUACCUGUCUCGUCUGGCGGCUAUGAAGGAGUUUGCAUACAUGAAGGCCUUGCAUGACCGAGGGUUCCCUGUUCCCAAACCCUAUGACUACAACAGACAUGCCAUAGUAAUGGAGCUCAUUAAUGGCUACCCCUUGUGCCAGGUCCGUCAACUUGAAGAUCCAGCAGCCUUGUACAAUGAAUUAAUGGAACUGAUCAUCAAGCUUGCCAAUCACGGUCUGAUCCACGGUGACUUCAACGAGUUUAAUGUAAUGGUGGAUGACGAGGACCACGUCACCAUGAUUGAUUUCCCACAAAUGGUGUCUACAUCUCACGCAAAUGCCGAAUGGUAUUUUGACAGAGAUGUGAAAUGUAUUCGAGAUUUCUUCAUAAAACGCUACAACUAUGAAAGUGAACUUUUCCCCACCUUCCGUGACGUCCAGAAAGAGUGCUCUCUUGAUGUCGAAAUUGCGGUUAGUGGCUACACCAAAGAAAUGCAGGAGGAUGAUGAGCUCUUACAGCCGACUGGUCCCGACGAUGUCGAGGAGGGAGAUGAUGAGACGGUCUGUACUCCGCCUAAUGGAGACUAUGAGCAGGACACUAACACCAUUGAAGAUACAAGAGUAUUAGAAGCCACCGACAGAGUUCAUCCUGAAGGCUCUGAAACCAAACCCAGCAGUGACAAUUGUGGACGCAGCUUAGACAUGGCAGAAUUCAAUAAAGCUUUAGACGAACUAGAAGGAAGGGCUGUUGAAAAGAAUGACAAGAAAACCACUGAACUCUCUGUAGCUGGAGAAGAUGAACGUGACAGUUUGGGAAAUGAAAAGCUAAGCUUAGAUGAAGAUGUUGGAAGCCUAGGAAGUGAUGAGCUUGAGGAUUAUGAAGAUGAAUGUCCUGACCUGGUGGGUCUGUCUGGGGCAAACAAAGAAUACAGACCAUUCAGAGAUGAAGACAGUUUACAACAUAUUAAUCAGCACCGCACAAGAACCACAAGUGUAACCUCUAUGGCUACUGUCAGCAGCUGCUCUACAAUCCCACCAGAGCUGGUGAAGCAGAAGGUGAAGAGGCAGCUGACAAAGGAGCAGAAAUCUGCCAUCAGAAGACGACUGCAAAAGGGAGAAGCAAAUGUGUGCACAAAGCAGCGCAGAGAGAACAUGUUCAACAUUAAAUGUAGCGUCGAUGCUGCCAGCUUCUGGGGAUAGAUGGCCUUGCCUUUCACAUGUUAUGAAAUAUCGAUAUGUCUUUUUAACACUUAAAGUUAAUGGAUAUAGUUCUUAAACCUGGAUUUCCUCUU